AUGUUUGUUCUUGGAUUUGGUGUUGAUUUGCUUGAGACUGAUGACUAUAAGUUGGUUAGACUUGUGUAUCAUACAAAUAUUGUGUUCGGGUAUAAUGGUCCUCCUAAGAUUGAAAUUUAUUCGAUUAUUAGUGGGGUUUGGAGGAGAGUGGUAGGAGUUGAGAUUAAGCAUUGCAUGGUGGAUGUUAUGUGGUCUCAAGCUUUUGUUAAUGGAGUUUUACAUUGGAUUGCGUAUGAUGUGGUUCCGAAUGGUUGUGAAAUUCGGAGUUUAGUUAUGUCUUUUAGUAUAGAGGAUGAGGUGUUUGGGGAGAUUAUGUUGACGGAUGCGUUAGCUGGUGUAACUCUAACAAAUUUAUCAAUUAUGUUGUUUGAGGAAUCACUUGUUGUUGUUAAUUAUGGGAGGGAGAUAGAUGGCGCUUCAUGUGAAGUAUGGGUGAUGAAGCAGUAUGGAGUUUUGGAAUCUUGGAGUAGAUUGUACCGUAUAAAUUUGGUUGUAGGUAUGGAGAAAGUUGUUGGAUUUAGGAACAACGGUGACAUUUUGUUUUCAACUAGGAGGAAUGAUCUAGUUUCUUAUGAUCCAAAUAGUGGACGAAAUACGGAUCUUGGGGAUCUCUCACUUGUUUUAUGUUUAGAAUUACAGUGA
Molecule: messenger RNA, 642 nt
Organism: Solanum tuberosum (potato)
Lineage: Eukaryota; Viridiplantae; Streptophyta; Magnoliopsida; Solanales; Solanaceae
Product: F-box/kelch-repeat protein At3g06240-like
Exons: 1
Coding region: 1-642 (213 amino acids)
Source: RefSeq, a predicted model, not a curated record